This is a messenger RNA of Capsaspora owczarzaki ATCC 30864, 1758 nucleotides long. RefSeq lists its product as hypothetical. Gene Ontology annotation, biological process: activation of GTPase activity; nucleocytoplasmic transport. The coding region runs from base 1 to 1758 and encodes 585 amino acids. NCBI's taxonomy places the organism in Eukaryota, Filasterea, Ministeriida, Capsasporidae. The transcript has 16 exons. The record is from RefSeq and is a predicted model, not a curated record. Gene Ontology annotation, molecular function: GTPase activator activity; small GTPase binding. Gene Ontology annotation, cellular component: perinuclear region of cytoplasm; cytosol; nucleus.
AUGAGCGCGAGACAGCGCAAGUUGUACGACAAAGUCAAGAAGGCCAGUACAUCGUUCGAACAGCAGUGCGAGAAUAUUGACGAUGCCGGCGCACAAGCGAUUGCUGAGGGACUCAAAGGCAACCCGAACGUGGAGAAACUCUUUCUGUGGGGCAAUCAGAUUGGUGAUGCUGGAGCGCGGGCGAUUGCUGAGACACUCAAACUCGAUGCGGACCUGCGAAAGCUUGAUCUGUACGACAAUCAAAUUGGCGAAGAUGGUGCGCGGGCGAUUGCUGAUGCACUCAAGCUGAACACGACGCUGACAAAGCUCAAUCUGAAUGAUAAUCAGAUUGGUGAUGCUGGGGCACAAGCGAUUGCUGAGACACUCAAAGUGAACACGACGAUGGAGAGGCUCUGUCUGAGUGCGAAUCAGAUUGGGGAUGCUGGUGCCCAGGCACUUUCUGCGGCACUCAAAGUGAACAAGACGUUGAUCAAGAUCGAGCUAUGGAAUAAUCAGAUUGGCGAUGCUGGAGCACAGGCGAUUGCUGAAACACUCAAAGUCAACGCGACGCUCACCCAGCUCACUUUGGACAAGAAUAAGCUUGGCGAUGCUGGAGCGACGACGAUUGCUGAGAUGCUCCAAGUAAACAAAAUACUGACUUCGCUCGGCCUGGACUACAAUCAGAUUGGCGAUGCUGGAGCGAACGCAGUUGCAGAAGCACUCAAAGUGAACACGUCCUUGCGAACGCUCCAUUUGGGCAAGAUUGGCAACGCCGGAGCGCAGACAAUGGCUGAAGUUCUCAAAAUGAACACGCUGACUCGUCUCAGUAUGUGUCAAAUUGGCGACGCAGAAGCGCAGGCCAUUGCUGAGGCACUCAAAGUGAACACGACCUUGACUGAUCUCAGGCUGGACUUGGGGUAUAUUGGCGAGGCUGGAGCAAAUGCGAUCGCUAAGUCACUCAAGAAUCUGCGCUAUCUUCAUCUCGGGAAAAAUCGGAUUGGCGAUGCUGGUGCGCAGGCGAUUGCAGAGGCAGUCAAAGUGAACAAUAAACUGCGCUUCCUCGUUUUGGAUGAGAAUGAGAUUGGCGAUGCGGGAGCGCAGGCGAUUGCUGGGGCACUCAAGGUGAACUCGACAAUGUCCUGGCUCUAUUUGGAAGACAAUCAGAUUGGCGAUGCUGGAGCCCAGGCGAUUAACAAAGUGUUCAAGAUGAACCCGAAGCUGGUGGAAGUUUACAUUUACGACCAGAUUAACCCUCUAGCAUUCUCCUUACUUCCACGCGUAGCAACCGCUGACGACCUUCAGACCGUAUUUUGCUUGCUGACCGGCGAACCGGCGCUAGAGGAUCAGUCCUCACUUCUACCAGCAUUACCAGCCGAGAUUGCCGACAUCAUUAUGGACGAAGCGCAACACUGGCAAGGCGUGCAGCAUACCAAACGAAGCCCGUACGAUGACCGUCAUGUCAAGGUCACAGUGCCUCAAAGCAUCUAUGGAAAUUCGACCCGUGUGAAAGCAAUUCAAGUGGUUCGGGACACGAAGAAACUUUACCACCGCAUCGGUGACAAUGUCUUUGACUUGAUUGUUCGAGAUGAGCAAGGUGCUGUUCAAUAUGAAUACGCGGCGAAAGCUACUUUUGUCGAUUCUACGCUCGUAUCCGCGACGCUCUGGCCAGCGAGUACUCCUAUCAUCAGGCAAAUCCGCGUGGGUUGGCAAGUUCAGGUUCAACCCAGCAAGUCUGCCCGAGAUGUGCUGUUUGAAUCGCUCGUUGUUAGAUGCGUUUAG